Messenger RNA from Corvus hawaiiensis (hawaiian crow), 5768 nucleotides. It is a transcript of the gene TFPI, whose product is annotated as tissue factor pathway inhibitor. Lineage: Eukaryota; Metazoa; Chordata; Aves; Passeriformes; Corvidae. Gene Ontology annotation, cellular component: extracellular region. The transcript has 9 exons. Gene Ontology annotation, biological process: negative regulation of peptidase activity. Bases 436 to 1263 code for a protein of 275 amino acids. The record is from RefSeq and is a predicted model, not a curated record. Gene Ontology annotation, molecular function: serine-type endopeptidase inhibitor activity.
AGCUAUAUCAGAGCCUGCCAGCUACAAUGAAUAAAUUAUCCUACAGUCUCUCACUCUUUAAAGGUGCAUUACAUUUUAGCUCGUGCUGUUUAGAAAGCUGCUCCAAACUCCAGGCAGAUGAGAGCUUUAAACAGGAAACAUUCCCGCCUCUGCUGCAGAUCUCUGACUUCUACCCAGAGCGAGCCUGUGUGCUCGACAAAACGCCAGAGCAGCGGCAAGCUGAGUAAUCCCCAGGCAGGAGUCCAUUCUAGGAAGAUCAGGUUGCAAUCCUGCCUUUGUAGCUUUACACCACACCCCUUCAACGUGAAUUAAUAGGGGAGGAUCAUAUUCAGCUCUGAUUCAGGAAUUCCCUCUUUCUUCAAGAACUGUUGCUAGGAGUUUGGUGUGCUUGAAAAGCAGCAUUUGCAACCUUCAUAGAAGCAGAACAAAGGGAAAAUGAAAGGAAGAAAGAAGGGGCAUUCCUUACCUUCAACCUUUAUCUUGCUGUUCUUCUCUAUCGCUGGGCACACAACUGCUGAGCUGGAUGGCAGCAAAGAGCAUGUUGUGGGUGCUGCUUUGCCACCGCUGAAGCUUGGGCACUCAUUCUGUGCCAUGAAAGCAGAUGAUGGUCCGUGCAAAGCCAUCCACAUCCGCUAUUUCUUCAAUAUUAAAAGCCGCAAGUGUGAAGUGUUUGAGUAUGGUGGAUGCCAUGGCAAUGAGAACAACUUCCUAACUCUGGAAGAAUGCCAGAAGAAGUGUGUGGUAACAGAAUUGCCUCAGAAGAUGAUGUUAGCAAAAAUUAAGAAAGCAUUGUUUCUAGGAAAGCCUGACUUCUGCUUCCACGACCAAGACCCUGGAAUCUGCCGAGGCUAUUUUACCAGGUACUUCUACAACAAAGAGACAAAAUUGUGUGAAGCAUUCAAGUAUGGUGGGUGCCUAGGAAACCAGAACAACUUCAGGAGUUUGGAGGAGUGCCAGAGUACCUGCCAAGAAAACUCAAAUUUAUUGCCAACUGUUGCAGCAGAAGAGCAUCCCAACACUGUGAACAGUAGUUCCCCAGCAGAAGAACCCAGCCAGUCUCCUGGGAUUUUUAUUAAUUUGUUGCCAACUGCUCCAGAUGAGAAGUCCAAUGCCCUAAACAGUAGUUCCCCAAAGGAGGAGCGCAACCAGUUCCCCAUUUUUUUUGUUGUGCAAGAGGAAACAACAAACAGUUGGAAAGAGCCUGAGCAUUCUCACCAAGUAUUUAUGUUGGUUUUUUGCAUUUGCACUUACUUGUACUUUUGAGGACUGAGUGAUGACGUAGACACUCGCUAAGGUUUUUGCAUUUUAUAUGAUCUGUACGGUAACAGGUGUGUAGGUGGCAUUCCUGUGCUCUUUGCUUAGAAUGGAACGUCUAAUAAAGCAUGAAUGUGUGUUGUACUCUAUUUUUUGCCUGCACUAUAAUCCACAUGCACUGCUGGUUUGACGUAGGUUUUUGUACAGUUGUAUUGUUUGUUUACCACAUACAAAGCAUCAAUGCACUCUGUUAUUUAAAUGAAUGAAUAUAAAAGAGUAAAGGUUUUGCCAACCUCUUUUCCUGAAAACUAUUUGAAUUACAUCAUGUCUGGUAAUAAGUCUAGGGGCAGGAGGUACAUGAACAUUCCCUGAAAGUUUUUAGUCAUAAUAUGAAUGCCUGACUCCUCAAAACAGCUAACCUAUACCAGGAAAGGAGCAUGAUUCACUAUGUUUUCUCAGAGGAAAUGGAAGGGGGAUUGAUUGUGUCAGCAAUAGGGAAUUUUCCUGCUCAGCAGCAUUUGAGAGUGAGAGGUGAGGGUAAGAGAGAAUUGAAGAUUGGAUGGAACAAAGAGUCAGUGUAGCAGAAUGGGUCGGGUGGGGAGCACAGCCUUAGAAGGACUAGUGAGUUUCAGUGGAAAGUCUGAAGACCCAACACGUUCUUCCCUACUGUAUAACCUUUGUCUUGCACUUAUCGGCCUCAUGCAGCCUCCUGCUCCUAUUUUGUUUAUUAGCUUUCACCCUUCAGGCUGCUGGAAUGGGCUAAAAUCAUGUGCUUUUGUGCAAUCCCACUAGAGAGGAAGGCAAGGGUGUGGCCAAAGCCAAUGGCUGAUUUCUCCACAGAGACAUGGAGAACAUUGUCUCCACUGCUGCUGUUUCUAGAGGCACAGCUGUAAAGUGCAGUUCCAAGGCAGAGACAUGUCACACAAAUGUGCAGUGUAACUCUCUGUAACCUUUUGGGAGGGACAAGAAUUUGACGUUACAUAUGAGGUGAGGAUCAAGGUGAACUGUUUGGGAUGAAGUGGCUAAUGACCAUCUCCUCAAGCACAGGCAAAGUGGCUGAUCUGCCAUUGUGAUACCUAUUUUGUAUGUAUAUCGGCCUGGCUACAUAUCUUUUUCAACGACUAUUUAAAAAAUUAAAUAUAAUUUAGUUAAUUUACAUUAAAACAUGAAAAAAAAAAUUACAAGGAGUUGCCUCUUAUAGAAUACCUCACCUCACAAUUGACAUUGUAUUUCAUCUUGAUUUCAAGGAAAAAAAGUGUUGUUGGUAUGUGUAACUUGGUAACAAUAUCAGAUUAUUAGAUUUAGAACAUAGUUCUUGAUCUUCAGAAAAUUAAACUGUUCUAUGGCCAAAUAAAGCAAACCAUGGAUACAGACUACAGACAUGAAGCUUCUAGCAUGCUCAGCGAUGAAGUUUCUGCAGGAAUUGAAGAUUGUUCUGGUCUUACUCUGGUAAAAAAAAACCAAAACUAUAAUAACUUUUAUUCUGUGAAAACUAAGAAAAAGUGAGGCUAAGAAUCAAAGCUUUCAUUUCAUGUGAUCCAUGGUAGAAAAUUGCAAGUGCUAUACCUACAUUUGAUUUGUGAGAUUUAAGUGGGAGACAGGAUCAAAAGUCAAUUUUCAGCUCAGCGAAUUUGGAAUAGCACACAGAUGCAGGUCCUGUCAGCACUCUCAGUACAGAGUCAGGGUCAUCUUUUGCUGAUAUAAAUUGGCACAGUUCUUUUUACUUUAAUGGAUCUGCACCAAUUUAUACCUAUGGAGUAUUUUCAAGUGCAGAUGAGUCGUUAUUUUUGUAAUAGCCUGUCCACUUGAAGACUCUCUUAUUUUUGCUUUGCUGCAAUCAGAAAUGAGGAGCUGAAGUCUGCACAUACCAAAAAUCUGGUAAUAAAUCUGAAGCUUCAUGAACAUCACACACUCGUGUCUAGAGAGUAAUAGUGCUCACUGCAUUCCCUUUCCUCCCAAGAUAAUUUCAAACUUGUUUUGUACUGUGAUUAAUUAGCGGUCCAUUGUCACACAAGCCCUGCAAAGCCUGAGGAAUAAGGAUUAUUGUUGCAAUGCAGAGUUGGGGUUAUUUCUGAUAAAUGUGAGUCUGUGUGCCUUUUUCAGAGAUUCUGAAGUUAUGAUCAUGCUAUCUGUUUAUACCUCAGGGGGAUGGGUUUCAAGAAAGGGCUGUAUUAUAAGAAUUGAAUCUUAAACCAUACAAUGUGUAUCUCUUCUUUUUUAUGUAGUUUUGCUGUUUGUGGGAUUUUCACUUCUUUCAUUAUCUUUUUUUCUUCAUAGAAAAAACAGGAGAGAAAACCUUUCAACAACUCUCAGAAAAAUGAGGUUGUAAAAUGGAAACAUUUGGGAGAGAAACUCAAUAGGCAUAAUAGCUCGGCUUACUGUUCCAUCACAUCCACAAAUACAGCAUUAGGAGCUGGAGCUGAACAGGGACAACUCACCUGCUGUCAUGUUCCAGUGACAUUGUUUACACACUGCCUCACAGGCUUUCAGAUUGUCCUGCCAAUAGAUAUGCUGGGUAUGACACAGGGAAUGUUUUAUGCUUACCUGAAGUCAAGUCUUUUGGUGAUCUGUAUAUUCAAAUCAAUUCGUAAUUUUUAUGGUCUUCAGCAGAGAGGAAAUUAUGAUAAGUUAUUUAGGUUUUAUUUUAAAAUACUGGUUUGUUGUAAAAAAAUGGCUCUAAAUGGCAAGAUUAGGUUUUCUUCAUGGGGUGAUUGCUUCUGUGAGAGUGAAGAACAUGCAGAUAUUUUGAAGAUAAGCAAGAACAGUGUUUGGUUUUUGCGGCAUUUAUCUCACAACGAUAUAGGCAAGGAAUAACAUAAUUUUUGGGAAGAGUACAAGAGGGAUUCUGAAUAGCACUUGGCUGCCUCUCUGUGCACUGUACAUACACAGGCAGUCCUUGUUUACCUCAUCACUGGCUCCAUGGUUCCCCAAAUCUUGCAGUCAUUGUUAGAACUCCUUCAUGAGGGGACUGUGGACUCACUAGAGAAUCCUACAUGACAGAUAAGUAAUUUACAUUACAAAUUUAAUUACAUAUUUAAACUCACUGAUAUAAUUAACAAACCUGUGCUGUUUGGCCCUUUCCUCACUGGCAAACCUUUCUGCUCUGUUCUUUGUAGGUUCAGAAAUUAGUAGGUUAAAUAUGUAAACUAUGCUGGACAUACGCUUUGAAAACUAACAUCCUCUCCAGCUAGAGAGAGAUGAAAUUAGUUCCAGGCUCGAGUUCUCAGAGCAGUACCAAAAGCAUUGCCUUAGUUAAUUUAAUUACCAACUUCAUUUAAAAACCCCAGUAGGUUUAAUAUAGAUUUUAUCACAUUCUGGACUUCAAAUCUGGACCCAGAGUGAAACUUAGACUUCUAAUAAUGUCACAGUUAUAAAAAGAAAUCAAGGGGUUCUCAUUUUAUAACUUGAAACUAACUUAGUCUAUCUCAAAAAAGCAACUCAUUACUCGGUUUUUGAAUUUCAGGAUUUUUUUUAAUCAUAUGAUGUUGCUAACACACCAUUCUAUUCCUUUCCCAGCAGUUUUCCAUACUUUUUCACCACACCAGUUCAGCUGUUAUACAUGUCAGAUGAACCUUUCUUUUAGCAGGUGUGCUAUGUCUAAGACACCUAAGAGGUAGCAUGUGCUUUUUGGAGAUUUUGUCAGCCUCCCGAAUUGCCCAGGUUAAUACAUAACUUCUUGCUUUCAGCGACUGAUCUGCUUCCCACUUUUGUGACCACAGGAUAUCUUCAGCUUUGCUGUAACCCAAAUGAUUUCUCAAAUUUUUACUUUGCUUUUCCACUGAACCACUUCUCUGUGGCUAUGUAUCUUCAAGACUUCCAUCUGACUGGCUUCAUAUUUGCAUUUAUGCAUUCAGAUCCCAGCUACCUCAAUUCUGCUGCGUCCUGAAGGAAAAUGGUGCUCUUUUGGGUCCCAAAUAACUGAUGAUAUAAUGGCUCCCAUUCAGCUUCUUGCAGCCUGUGCAGCAAUUUUAUCAGUUCCAAUUUUGUGUAUUAGUCACUCUGGGGUGAUAGAUGAUAUAGUUCUUCCAGGUUUGGGAAUUCUAGCAUGGAUUUGCUUCUUGAACGUGUUCCAGUGCCCAGGUCCUUUGGCUACCUCAGGCUCAUCUCCAGUGUUUCAGUUCUCAAACUCUCACUUGCAAUGACCCUGAAGGAACAAACCACCAGCAUCUCCUCGGAAUGGUAAAAUGCUGACAGCAGCACUAACACACCAGAAUCUCCAUUAAUUUGCACACUUAUUCUUCACAUUCAGUACUCUUUUAUUCUGCAAGUUACAAGCUGUGUUUUUAUAACUGCUCAAUGGUUCCUGAUAGACCCUGUUACUUAGGUCUAGUUUUCUGUAGUCAUUCAAAAAACCCAACACUGAGGUAUUGAAUCUUACAUUGGAAAUGCUGGGUACUUUUACCUUCUACUUGAUUUCAGAAUGUCUAGCAGGGAUUUGCUCCAUUAAUUAUUAGAAAUAUUUACCAUAUUUUUAAAGCUGUCCACAUUUAAUUUAUCUCACUUCCCUUUCUACA